AAAAAAAAAAAAAAAAAAAAAAAAAAAGACCUCUGGUUAGGGACCCAUGAAAACAAGCCCGUUUUCCUAACGAGCAUAUUGAAUUUGGUUCAUUUACUGAGUGAUAUGGGUAGUCAUUGGAGACAGAAGUGGGUCCAAUAUCAGCUUUGCCAAAGUUACUGUUACAUUACGUCUUGCCACUUCAACAAAAGGUAGGCAUCAAAGUAUUUUGAAAUGCAUGACGUUUUAGAACAUGCCCAGCAUUGCUUUUACUACAGCCGUUGGUUUGGUGCAAAUGGAAGUUGAACAUCUAGUAACUUCCUAUUUUUUGCUGCUAAUGCCCUCCCCCAUCCUAAUUACACACGGCUUCACCUUUUCUUGCCUUAUGUCUCCAGUUUCCCUGUUUUAAAAAACAAAAUGGGGGGACACACACAGAUGCACAAUAAGAAUAUUUCAGACCCAGAGAAUUGGUUAUGUAACUAGUGCCCAGCGCAAUUAAUUCUGCCUCUCCUAGGUUCUUCAGCAACCUAGCUUCCGUAUCCCCCUCUAGAUAACUAGAUGAUAAUGGACAUGAGCAUGAGCACAGCCCUUGUAAUUUUCUAGAGCAAAAGCUUGGUGUAGAGGGGAGGAAUCUUUAUAGUAUGCUAACAGAUGGAGCUGUGCUUGGGUCUCGCUGAUUUCCCAGUUGGACUGCCCGUUCCUUUUGUGCAGGCUUUGGAAUUUGUGGUCUGGUGUUUAGUGUCACAUUUCUCACAUAGUCAGUGCUGGCAUUGUGAUUUGCUACGUGGCUGUCUGCUCUCCUUAUGUCGUAUUUCGUGGUGCUGUAGCAUUCAGCUUUGGUCAUCAGUUCAUGAUAAUUGACAUCUUUUUGUGAUCUGGGAGUGCAUGAACGCUAUUGGUAUUGGUCUUAGAACUGUACGUUCAGAUUUGUUGCCAUUGUCUGUUCUCUGCUCAUCAUAUCCCUCUAUCCUUCCCAGGCUGAUUUUAUUUGAAAGCUGAAUUUGGAUUCUGUCUGUGCCCUUUGGGCUGUGAAAUCACUUACUCCUAGAAAUUUAUCUGUCAUCAGAGCAUCUCCCGUCGUCUUAGAGCUUCAACUGUCUCUCUCAUGCCUUUUGAGGACCAGUCCUUCCUGGAGCUUAACCUGGCAUUUCACAGGUAACUUUAGAACAGAACAAACAAACAACUGUUUUCAAAACAGGAAACUUUCAUCUUCCCCAUCAAGGAAAAGGCAAGUGAAACAAAAAACAUUAUCUCUCUUUUACUCCUUAACAUGGUUACUGACCUGACCACUGGGUUCCAGGCAGAAAUGUCAGUUACCUUUGUUGUUCUUUUUCUCUUUGAUCUCUUACAGUCUUGUCAAUAAAGAGGUGUUGAACUUCCUUCCUGUUCCGCUUCUCCCUGUUUCUGCUGCUCCCAGGCCUUUGCCAACUCUUGUCUCGGUUAGGGAAGUGACUUUGUCUUAUUUUACUGGCAGUCUCUGUGUCUACCCAUCCUCUGGACCCAGCUUCCAGGAUUACUGUUCUGGAGUGUGGAUUUGACUGUACAUUGACCCGGCUGGUACGCUGCAUGAUCCCCUGAAUCUCCUACACUAAAGCCCACAAUUCCUUUAGUGUUAUAUUUAACGCUUUGCAAUCUGUGCCUCUAAAUUCCUUUUCCAGCCUUGUUCCCCAUCCAUGAACUUCUUGUUCUGAUGAAAUUCGAUUUCACACCACACCAAUGCUGUGCUAUUUCCCUGUGUUUUUUGCACAUACUGUUUCUCCUGCCUUACUGAAUCCUACUCCUCUUUCGAGGCUGAACACUUCAUAAAGCCCUUUUCAACGUUGUUACUCUGUCCCCUUUACUACCACAGCCCUUCGUGCGUGCACUUGUGCAGCAUUUAUAUUGCCUUAUGUAUGGUACCUUGUGUUUGUUUUGUGGGCUGCCUUAUGGGCAGGCAAAAUCUUUCCUGUGUUGUGUGCUCACUGUUUAAAAUAGCAUUUGACAUUAGAGAUACUCAGAGAGGAAGCCCUCACGGUGUUUAUAAUGAAUCUGGGUCAUGGUAGAUACUUGAAUACUUAAAAGUGGUCGUGGAAUGAAUGGACAAUAGAACAAGCGUCUCAAAUAUAUGAAAAUGUAUUCUGGUCUGUAAAUAGCCAUCAUUGUCUUAUUUUUCCUUUUCUUUCACCGUUCCUUCGUAUCCUUGUGAGAAACCUGCAUCUCCGUCCUUGUGCACUGUAACAAGUGAGUGCUGUCUCUCCGUGGGGAGCAGGUGUUUGUGGGGCGUGAGAGGAUCUGAGGAAGAUGAAGCCUGGGGGCCUAGGCCUUUGGGGUUUAGGGAGAAGCAGGAUGUGGCGGUGGGAGGGACCUGUGUCAUAGGAGCUAGACCCGGAGUGUUUUCUUUCUGUGUUUGUUUCUUGUAGUGCUAAUGGGGACAAACUGUUUUGAAGUUUUUCCAUUUUGAACUUACCGUAUUUAGUGAUAUUUUCCUUUCAGCUAACAUUUCCUAAAUACUUGCUUGUUAUUAAAUCUCUGGUUAUGACAUUUCAGUGAGUAAAAAAAAAAAGUGAUCCAGAAAUUAAACCUGAAGCUGCUUUUUUUUUUUUAGAAGCUGCUUUAAACCUUUCUGAUUAUGGAAGGCAGACUGUGACAGUAGAAAGAACACUGCCCCUUAGGGAGUCAGAAGAACUACGUGCCGUCACCUGCAAGCCGCAUUGUGACUUGAAGCAAGGCUUGUCUGAGCCCCCCGUGAAAUCGUGGCCCUGUCGUAGCAUUGCGUGAAGUUCCAGUGGGCAUAUGUGAAGGAACUUCAGCAGCUACGAAGCACUUAGAAGCUGUGAGGUGUAGGGGAGGGUUUCGGAGCCAAGGAAGAACCAAACUUUUAUUGAGGGAAACAGCGCAGUGGUUGUGCAUUUGUUAGUUUAAUCGCAGUCACUCAUGGAACAAUAUGUGCUGGGUGCAGGGCUGAGUGAGUCCCUCCUUCCUCCCUCCUCCCCCCUCCCCCUAGAAUACAGACCUUUCAGUCCAGCAGGGAGGACCUGUUAACGUACAGUUGGCGAUAAUAUAAUAACGAUAAAAUAAUGGCAAGAGUGGUACAAUUUGCCUAUGAGACGUAAGAAGUACGUAGUUACGUGAAUAAUUGUUACCAGUAUCUCAGAGAUGUGAGGGGGUGGUUUUAUCACUGCGGGGUGCUUGCUGGCUCGAAUGAACACUUUCUGCAGUGCUCAAGUUGGGGAGGUAACUCUGUUAACUGUGUUUAAAUUGGGCCCUUAGUUGCAGUUUGAGCUGUGAACCCCUGUCCUCACACCGCAGCACACCCCCGCUGCCUCCAUCAGAAGCACGAGAGGGAAAGUGCCCACCUGUCCGUCCUCACAGAGCCCCUCCGAGAAAAGCGGAGGCUCAUGGGGAGCCAACACGAGGUUCGAGGUUCGGGGACGCAGUGAGUUAGUAGUAGGACUGCCCUCUGUGGCUCUUGUUCUGAGCAGUCUCUCCGAUCAGGUACCUUGUACUAGAGAGUUACCUAGAUUUGUUUAUUUUUUUAAGCGGUUAUUUCGCAAUCUUUUCCUCCAGAAAUUGGAGGCACUUAGUAUCUUCAUCUUGUCCAUUGAGGUCUGUAACCUGCAAGUUUUAGAGGACUUUCUGUUAUCAUUUCUGGUUAGUAAUGUAGAGGAAGAAAGAAAGUACUUCAUGUUAAUUUCGAUGAUCCUCGACCGGUUAAAGUAGGUUUGGCUGCAGUGACAGGUCCAAACAUGUAAGGACAAUCAGAGUUCAUUUCUCCAUCUUCUAACAGUCUGAGGUGGUUCCACGUUGUGUGUGUGUGUGUAAGUAUCGGAGAGUGGUAGAUGGGGUGGCACUCUUUAAAGCAGUCAUCCAAGGACCGAGGCUGCUGGAAAUGCUUCCAUUUUGAACUUGGGGCUUCUAAGGAUGCCCUAGGGAGUCCAGUUCUCCAUUAACUGGAAGAGGGGCACAGAAUGGAGGAGUAAGCCUGAGAGGUCUUGUGGUCCUGACCUGGAAGAGGAACCCGUCCCCCCCCCUUUUUUUUUUUUUUUUAAUUUUAAUUAAAAAAUUUUUAUUUUGAGAGAGAAUGAGACAGCAAGCACGAGUUGGGGCAGAGGAAGGGGUAGACAGAAUCCCAAGCAGGCUCCGUGCCAGGAGCACAGAGCCCGACGCGGGGCUCGGACUCACAAACAGCGAGAUCACAACCUGAGCCAAGAUCAAGAGUCGGAUGCUUAACCUACGGAGCCAGCCAGGAGCCCCGGCACCCAUCCCAUUUAUUCACGUGCCAUUGGCUUCAGCUCAGUCAGGGUGACAUCCCAGCCGUGGUCGAGACAGAGGAGUGUUAGACGAGCUGUGUACUGAGGAAGAAGAGAAACCACUGUCUUUGCCACAAAACCAAAAGCACCCCGCUUUCUGUGACUUGUCGUGCAGCAGAGAUCCUGGAGUGAAGCCGACGGAUGAAAACAGGAUUGAGGAACCACAGCCACGUGUUUCUCAUUCAUCGAGUAUUGGAAGUGGAUCCUGGGUCUUUCAGGAGACGCCCUGGUGUGGUGGACUCUCAUCCUCACAUGUCAGCCUCGAUGGGACGUCAUGAAGUGUUGUCCUUGAGACGGUUUAAACGGAAGCAUCUUACAGCCAUCGACUGCCAACAUUUGGCUCGGAGUCACUUGGCUGUGACCCAGCCCUUCGGUCAAAGAUGGACCAACAGAGACCCGAACCACGGUCUCUAUCCUAGACCCAGAACAAAAAGAGGGACUAGGGGUCAAGGAUGUCGAAGGUACGGCACUGAAUUCCUCCUAGCUGGCCAGCAGCGGCGCACCAAUGACAUGGCCAAAAGCAAUUCUGUGGGCCAGGACACCUCUAAGGACUCGGAGGGGGAAAUGAUCUUUGCCGCGGAGAGCAACUGUGCCCUGCCUCGAGAAGGUGAUGGAGAAGCCAGACUGGGCUCGUCAGGGUCCGCGCCGCCUGCGAGGAAGCGGUCCCGGUCCUUUGAGGACGAGAGGAAUCCGGCAACAGGGACCAGUCAGUGGGACGGGGCUUCUAAGAAAACGCCACGGCAUCGUUCGCUCCUGUCAUGCCCAAGACCCCGGGAAGCCAGGCAGGAAGCAGAGGACUUUGUGUCCCGGCCCUCUGCGGAGUCCGGAGAACCCAGCCAGGAAGUGGAAGACGUCGGUCCUGACCCCAUUCCUGACUCUUACUAUGGGCUCCUGGGGACCUUGCCUUGCCAGGAACCCCAGAGCCACAUGGGCAGCCUGCCCAGUGAGGUCCUGAGGCACAUCUUUGCUUUCCUCCCUGUGGAAGAUCUCUACUGGAACGUGAGCUUAGUGUGCCACUUCUGGAGGGAGAUCAUCAGCGAUCCGCUGUUCAUUCCUUGGAAGAAGCUGUAUUACCGAUACCUGAUGAAUGAAGAGCAAGCCGUGAGCAAAGUGGAUGGCAUCCUGUUGAACUCCGGUAUAGAGAAGGAGUCGGACUUGUGUGUGCUCAACCUCAUCCGCUAUACAGCCACCACUAAGUGCUCCCCAAGCGUGGAUCCCGGACGGGCGUUGUGGAGUCUGAGGGAUCACCUCCUCCUCCCUGAGGCAGAGGCCUGCGUGCGUCAGCACCUCCCCGAUCUCCACGCGGCUGCUGCGGGUGUCAAUGUGUGGGCUCUGGUGGCGGCCAUCGUGCUCCUCUCUAGCAGUGUGAAUGACAUCCAGCAGCUGCUCUUCUGCCUCAGGCGGCCCGGCUCCACCGUGACCAUGCCAGACAUCACGGAGACCCUGUACUGUAUCGCCGUGCUUCUCUAUGCCAUGAGGGAGAAGGGGAUCAACAUCAGCAACCGGAUUCACUACAACAUUUUCUAUUGCCUGUAUCUUCAGGAGAAUUCCUGUACUCAGGCCGCAGAAGUUAAAGAGGAACCAUCGGUUUGGCCAGGCAAGAAAACAACCAUCCAGCUCACACAGGAACAACAGCUGAUUCUGAACCACAAGAUGGAACCCCUCCAGGUGGUAAAGAUUAUGGCAUUUGCAGGCACCGGGAAGACCUCUACCCUGGUCAAGUAUGCUGAGAAGUGGUCUGAGAGCAGGUUUCUGUAUGUGACAUUCAACAAGAGCAUCGCAAAGCAGGCCGAGCUAGUCUUCCCCAGCAAUGUCAUCUGCAAAACCUUUCAUUCCAUGGCCUAUGGACACGUCGGGCGGAAGUACCAAUUAAAGAAGAAAUUGAAUCUCUUCAAGUUGACCCCUUUCAUGGUCAAUUCUGUCCUUGCUGAAGGGAAAGGUGGAUUCAUAAGGGCCAAGCUCGUGUGUAAGACUUUAGAAAACUUCUUUGCCUCGGCUGACGAAGAGCUGACGAUUGAUCACGUGCCUAUCUGGUGUAAGAACAGCCAAGGACAGAGAGUCAUGGUUGAACAGAGUGAAAAGCUGAACGGUGUCCUUGAAGCAAGCCGACUCUGGGACAACAUGCGGAAGCUGGGGGAAUGCAAAGAAGAGGCGUACCAAAUGACUCACGAUGGCUAUUUGAAACUCUGGCAGCUGAGCAAGCCUCUGCUUGCCUCUUUUGACGCCAUCUUUGUGGAUGAGGCCCAGGACUGUACCCCAGCUAUCAUGAACAUAGUUCUGUCUCAGCCAUGUGGGAAAAUCUUUGUAGGGGACCCACAUCAACAGAUCUAUACCUUCCGCGGUGCGGUCAAUGCUCUGUUUACAGUCCCUCACACGCACGUCUUCUAUCUCACACAGAGUUUUAGAUUUGGUGUAGAAAUAGCUUAUGUGGGAGCUACUAUCUUGGAUGUCUGCAAGCGAGUAAGGAAAAAGACUUUGGUCGGAGGAAACCAUCAGAGUGGCAUUAGAGGUGACACAAAGGGGCAGGUGGCUCUGUUGUCCCGGACCAAUGCCAAUGUGUUUGAUGAGGCCGUGCGGGUGACCGAAGGAGAAGUGCCUGCCAGGAUACAUUUGAUUGGGGGGAUUAAAUCAUUUGGAUUGGACAGAAUCAUUGAUAUUUGGAUCCUUCUUCAGCCAGAGGAAGAACGGAAGAAACAGAACCUCGUUAUUAAAGACAAGUUUAUUAGAAGAUGGGUGCACAAGGAGGGCUUCAGUGGCUUCAAGAGGUAUGUGACCGCGGCUGAGGAUAAGGAGCUGGAGGCCAAGAUUGCAGUCGUUGAGAAGUAUAACAUCAGGAUUCCAGAACUGGUGGAGAGGAUAGAGAAGUGUCACAUAGAAGACCUGGACUUCGCAGAGUACAUUUUGGGCACUGUACACAAAGCCAAAGGCUUGGAGUUUGACACUGUGCACGUUUUGGACGAUUUUGUGAAAGUGCCUUGUGCCAGGCACAACCUUGCACAGCUGCCCCACUUCAGAGUCGAGUCGUUUUCUGAGGAUGAAUGGAAUUUACUGUAUGUCGCGGUAACUCGUGCCAAGAAGCGUCUCAUCAUGACCAAGUCCUUGGAGAACAUCUUGACUUUAGCUGGGGAGUACUUCUUGCAAGCAGAACUGACGAGUAACGUGUUGAAGACCGGGGUGGUUCGCUGCUGUGUGGGGCAGUGCAACAACGCCAUCCCCGUGGACACUGUGCUCACCAUGAAGAAGCUCCCCAUCACCUACAGCAACAGGAAGGAGAACAAGGGCGGCUACCUCUGCCACUCGUGUGCAGAGCAGCGCAUUGGGCCGCUGGCCUUCUUGACGGCCUCCCCCGAGCAGGUGCACUCCAUGGAACGCACCAUCGAGAACAUAGUGCUGCCCAGACACGAAGCCCUGCUCUUCCUCGUCUUCUGAAAGCCACGGGGAGCUUUCUCCACGGUACAGAAUGCCUUGUGUGGAUUCCAGUUACUUGAAGAAAGCCAGUGUGGGGUGGGGUUCUCACUCACCUGAGACUCUGAAUUCGCUCACAGAGCAUUUUUUGAGGAAUACAAAGCCAACGAGAGUUGGACCUGCCAUUUCUCCAUUCCUUGUAGGUAGCCCGUUUCCACCGCCCCUCCUCUGUGCGCAUCAGGCUGGGGACGUGGGGGUGUUCUUUU
Messenger RNA from Panthera uncia (snow leopard), 7939 nucleotides. RefSeq names its product F-box DNA helicase 1 (gene FBH1). Gene Ontology annotation, biological process: double-strand break repair via homologous recombination; replication fork processing. Gene Ontology annotation, cellular component: nucleus. Gene Ontology annotation, molecular function: ATP binding; hydrolase activity; DNA binding. The transcript is spliced from 22 exons. Bases 4410 to 7697 code for a protein of 1095 amino acids. Lineage: Eukaryota; Metazoa; Chordata; Mammalia; Carnivora; Felidae. The record is from RefSeq and is a predicted model, not a curated record.